AUGGAGCGCCUCGGGGUGGGGCCUGGUGCAAUUCCUGUCACCCAGCACGGCCGGGGUAAUGGGUCCGAUGGGUCCCGCCUCUCCAGCACCCUGCGCUUCGGAUCCAAUGGGACAGCCAGUGACCUAGGUCCCCGAGGUGAUUCACCUGCCAGGCUCCCCAUCCAUCAAGUCACUAGUCUUCAGCGUUCCCAGUCCCCAGUGGCAGCGGCCGCCAGCCCCGCGUUCCUCCAGUGCCUCCCGCUUCUGCUCCAGCUGUCAGGCUGGUCCCGAGCAGAGAGGGCCGAUCCUCACUCUCUUUGCUAUGGUGUGACCAUCACCCCUAAGUUCAGACCUGGGCCACAGUGGUGUCGAGUUCAAGGCCAGUUGGAUCAAAAGACUUUCCUUCACUAUGACUGUGGCAACAAGACAGUCACACAAGCCAGUCUCCUGGGGAAGAAAAUAAAUGCCACAAAGUCCUGGAAAGAACAGAACCCAGUCCUGAGAGAGCUGGUGGACAUGCUUGGCAUGCGAAUACUUGGCAUUCAGCUGGGGAAUUACACACCCCGGGAACCCCUCACCCUGCAGGCCAGGAUGUCUUGUGAGCAGAAAGCCGAAGGGCACAGCAGUGGAUCUUGGCAGUUCAGCUUCGAUGGACAGAUCUUCCUGCUCUUUGACUCGGAGAACAGAAUGUGGACAACGGUUCAUCCUGGAGCCAGAAAGAUGAAGGAAAAAUGGGAGAAUGACAAGGAUAUGACCAUGUUCUUCCAUUACUUCUCACUGGGUGACUGCACAAGAUGGCUUGAGGACUUCCUGAUGGGCAUGGACAGAACCCUGGAGCCAAGUGCAGGAGGUAGGAAGAAAAGAAAUGGGGAUCUCGAAUUAGGUCAGAAAUGGUGA
Sapajus apella (tufted capuchin) is the source of this 876-nucleotide messenger RNA. Its product is annotated as UL16-binding protein 2-like. Lineage: Eukaryota; Metazoa; Chordata; Mammalia; Primates; Cebidae. Gene Ontology annotation, cellular component: external side of plasma membrane. The record is from RefSeq and is a predicted model, not a curated record. Gene Ontology annotation, biological process: immune response; antigen processing and presentation of endogenous peptide antigen via MHC class I via ER pathway, TAP-independent; positive regulation of T cell mediated cytotoxicity.